CUUUAAUGCAUGGUUAAAUUGUCCACAUCAUUUGUUUCAACCUUGCUCAUAUCACUUUCAAUUCAUGGACUAUAAUAACUAUAACGCUUCUUCAACCACUGAGACAAAAACCAGAGCCAACAAGUUCCUUAACACUGCAGUAAUGAUGAACAAUGACAACCAUUCCUGCCACCAACAUCAUGAAGAAGAAGAAGAAGAAACGCAUUGCUGGUUUGAUGAUGCAUGCAUUCUGGACAUGGACUACUUCGUGAAGACCCUCUCAGGAAUCAAGCAAAAAGGUGUUCGUUCUGAUUUGAUAGGAUCAAUCAUAACUCAUUAUGCUUCCAAAUGGCUCCCUGACCUUUCUUCUUCAACUGACAUCUUUUCUGAUAACAAGGAUCGUCUUACAUCACCGGAGAGUGUCACAGCUUCAUGGCUAAAGAAGAGGUUCUUUGUUGAAACCUUGGUUGGUGUUCUUCCACCAGAGAAAGAUUCCAUUCCAUGCAACUUCCUCCUGAGGCUCCUAAGAACAGCUAACAUGGUUGGGGUUGAGGGAAGUUACAGGUUAGAGCUUGAGAAGCGGAUUUCAUGGCAGCUAGACCAGGCUUCAUUGAAGGAGCUUAUGAUACCUUCGUUUAGCCACACUUGUGGGACACUGCUUGAUGUUGAGAUUGUGAUAAGGUUGGUGAAGAGGUUCGUGUGCUUGGACCAUGAAGGUGUUAAGAGUGGUGCUGCUUUGGUUAAGGUGGCUAAGUUGAUUGAUUCCUACCUUGCUGAGGCUGCUUUAGAUGCUAAUCUCACCUUGUCUGAGUUUGUUGCACUCGCCGGAGCUCUUCCAACUCAUGCAAGAGCCACUGAUGAUGGCUUGUACAGAGCCAUUGAUACUUAUCUCAAAGCACAUCCAAGUGUGGCAAAGCAAGAAAGGAAGGGUCUGUGUAGGCUUAUUGAUAGCAGAAAACUCACACCAGAGGCCUCACUUCAUGCAGCUCAAAAUGAACGAUUACCUGUGAGAGCUGUUAUUCAAGUUCUCUUCUCUGAACAAACUAAGCUAAACCGCCAUUUGGACUGGAGUAGUGGCUCCUUCAGUGGCCUCAGGAGCCCCUGCAAUGGCAGCUUAGACACGCCUUUACGGUGCCUGUCAAAGCGCGAAAUGAGUGCUCAGCAGAUCGAGAUAAGGAAGCUGAAAGAAGAGGUUUAUAGGCUGCAAAACCAGUGCAAUGCAAUGCAGGUGCAGCUGGAGAGAAUGGUGGAGAAGAAGAAAGGUUUGUUCUUCAAGUUGAAGAAGUUUGGUAUUGGUAAUAGAAGCAGCAGCAUUGUGGGAGAGGUAGAGAAGAUUAUGGAACAAGAGAGUGGCAGGUUUGGAAGGGAAACGCCAAUGGACUUAAAAAGUGGUGUGUUAGGUGUUAUGACUCCUCACAAGUGGAGGAAAUCUACCUCCUGAAAAUGUUAAUAAUGAAUCUGAUAAACAUACAUUUGAGGUUGUUAUAUAUUAAUUAAUCUGAUUAACUAGUAUAGUUUAAUGUCCAUGUUCUUUUGUUUGACUUAGGCAUCAGAAAUAAAUAAUGUAAUAUCGAAUCUGAAGUAUAUUUAAUAAAGAUAAAAGAUGUGAGCAUAUCAAAGUUCUCUAG
This is a messenger RNA of Arachis ipaensis, 1607 nucleotides long. RefSeq names its product root phototropism protein 3. NCBI's taxonomy places the organism in Eukaryota, Viridiplantae, Streptophyta, Magnoliopsida, Fabales, Fabaceae. The record is from RefSeq and is a predicted model, not a curated record.